Phlebotomus papatasi is the source of this 1670-nucleotide messenger RNA. Its product is annotated as allatostatin-A. NCBI's taxonomy places the organism in Eukaryota, Metazoa, Arthropoda, Insecta, Diptera, Psychodidae. The transcript is spliced from 3 exons. The coding region runs from base 424 to 975 and encodes 183 amino acids. Gene Ontology annotation, molecular function: neuropeptide hormone activity. The record is from RefSeq and is a predicted model, not a curated record.
UUCUUUUAAACACUGUCUAGUCGUAGGACAAAAACCACAACAUCCAUCCGCACCCGAAGAUCUUGUCCACUCCUUUUAGUCAUUUCAAUUCAAAAUCAAAUACUUUCCCAUCCGCGAGAGAAUUUGAUCAGUAUUUUUGUUUCUUCUGCUUCAUUUAAACCCGCAAAGAACUGAGAACAAUUUUUUUUUUAAUUUUUGAGAAGAACAUUCUCACUGUUUGAACACUUUGGUGAAAUCUGUUAAAAUUGCUGUGCAAGGAAAAUCAAUUUUCCAAUUAAAAUUGAAGUGACUGAUAAGCAGGACAAUAAAACAGUGGUGGAAAGUGCAAGAAAAUAGAAAUUUCAGGAACUGCGACAAGAGACUGCAGUUGGUGAACAAAUCAACAAUUUCAAUUAAAUAAGAGUCAAUUUCGAGCCACACACAAUGCGUCCAAUGUUCAUCCCGCUAUUCCUCCUCGGUGGCUUCUGUGUCGCAGUGUUCGCCACGAGUGAUGCCCUCAAUGAUCGUGAAGACGGUUACAGCCUCAACUCCCUCCUGUCCUCCAGUGGCUCCCACAAUGGCCUCCCUCAGAGGGAUCUGGAGCCCCUGGAGACGCUGGUGGACAAAAAAGCGGCGAAUCGCUAUGUAUUUGGCCUCGGAAGGCGGUCAGAUCCCUAUGCCUCAGCAGCUGAAUCUUCAGGUGGCACUAUUAAACGACUUCCCAUGUAUAACUUUGGGCUGGGCAAACGAGCCCGGCCCUACUCAUUCGGACUGGGGAAACGGAGUGGAGACGAUGAUGAGUACCAAGAUGCUGUGGAUGCUUACGAGUCAUGGCCAGUGAUGUACCCAAUUGCUGACAAACCCGAUGCUUUGGACAUCAAGAGAGGUCGACCAUACAGUUUUGGACUUGGCAAGAGGUACAUGAUGUCCAAAAAUGGAGAUCCAGUGGAAAGAAGAUCAGCUUCACGAUACAAUUUCGGCCUUGGUAAGCGUUAGAUAAAACCACCAACAUUUAAAUGAGUAAUGAAAGAAAAUAAUGUGUAAUAAAUAUUUGAGAGAAACAGAGAGAAAUAAGAUCAUUGAACUAUCUGUAAUUGUCAUUUAAUUUCUAUCUCUCCUCGAUGGCUUAUUUUUACUUUAUGUUUUUUUUCCUUAGAAACCAAUUAGUCCUUUCUCGAUAUCCUUAUUUUAAACUAAUAGAAAAUUAAUAAAGUUUAUCCUAAAGUGUCCAUUUAACUGCUCAUUGAGAUGAAAAUAGGAAUAUAUAUAUAUAUUAGAAUUUUCUUCCAUCUGACUGUCGAAGGAAAGCAAAAAUCUUUCUAGAAAAACAUUCCUUCAAUUUAACAACAAACAUAUUUGUAAAAUUAUUGUAGUUGUAUUAUAAUGAAAAAAAACUGUGUUUCAAAGUCUUUUAUGUCUGAGCCAAAAAAAAGUGAAAUUUGUGUCCUAAUCCAAGAAAAAAAAUCUAAUAAGAACAAAGAGAACUAAACUAAAAUCCUAUUCGCAGAGUAAAAUUAACCUAAAUUCUCUGUAAAAAAAAAUAUAAUGGAAAAAAAUCUUGCAAAAAACAUGAAAAAAUUUAUUUAAUAACCAUGUAAUGUUAAUAUUUAGAUUACAAAUGAGAAGGUGAAUAUAAUUAAAGAUCAUACUGCAAAGAAUAUAAAUUCAAUAAAGUUAUUGUCUUUUAGUAA